This is a messenger RNA of Cylindrotheca closterium, 861 nucleotides long. NCBI's taxonomy places the organism in Eukaryota, Bacillariophyta, Bacillariophyceae, Bacillariales, Bacillariaceae. The record is from the annotation of a GenBank genome assembly.
AUGUUGCGUUCAAGCCAAAUGAAUGACUUUGGACAGCAAGGUAACAGUUGGCAUAUUGGUGUCAUAGAGUAUUAUGAAUUUGAAGCGCCGUGUCAAGCCAAUGGCAACACAGCCCAAGCAGUUCCCAUGAUGUUCCCACUUGAUCAAAUUCUUGAUACCGGGAAUAAACAAGACGGACUCUGUGUGUUGUUGAUGAUAGAAGCAAUGAUGAAAAUUGUCACAGUGCAGUUCCACUUUGUCGAGAGAAUUAUAUUGGCUAGUGACAAUGCCAAUUGUUAUCACACGGUUGCUGGGACUCAUGUGGAUCGGCACUAUAUUUGCACCCAAAAGGACGAUACGCUCACAAAGAACAAAGCUUGUACGCCUACAGAACUCGCCAACGCAUUAUGUACCAAUGGCAGGAUCAAAUACUCUGGUGAAGCUGCAAAAGAAUACUUUGCUAGAGCUAAUGAAAUCCGUUUUUUUUCGGAUCUUGAUGGGCUUGCCAAUUGGUCCAGGCUUGAUUUGAACAAUGAAUCCACCUGGAGCUCAGUGCAACCCUUAGUACAAGUCAUCAAUUACUCCGGCAUAUCCGAAGGCAUGGUUUUUAGAGCUGAUUUCUCAGGCUGGAAGAAUGGCAAAGGCUCUUUCACCCCUGUUGUUGAUCCUUCCCAAGAGCCAGAUUGGUACGAUAAAAUGGAAAUGUCCAUUAUAGCCUUGAAUAAAAUUCAGAGAGCCAAGGAUUAUAUUGAUGCUUGCAAAGUUGGGAGAUCAGUAAUUGCUCGAUUGAAUGCUCAUAUUCAGUUGGCGAAAGUUGGAAAAGAAGUCAUGAAGCAAGCCAUGUUCGAAGUUACAAGCGGGCAUAAGACCAUCAACAACUAG